Messenger RNA from Penicillium canariense, 1527 nucleotides. RefSeq names its product cytochrome P450. The coding region runs from base 1 to 1527 and encodes 508 amino acids. The transcript is spliced from 5 exons. Gene Ontology annotation, molecular function: heme binding; oxidoreductase activity, acting on paired donors, with incorporation or reduction of molecular oxygen; monooxygenase activity. NCBI's taxonomy places the organism in Eukaryota, Fungi, Ascomycota, Eurotiomycetes, Eurotiales, Aspergillaceae. The record is from RefSeq and is a predicted model, not a curated record.
AUGGGUUCUUCUAUCUUGAGCCUCCUGGGCACCGCGGCCUUCCGGUCUCGAGGCUGGCAGCCAUGCAACGUCUCGAGUACAGUCGCAACAAUAUUGGCGGUUUUUGCGCUGAACUAUGUGAUCCUAUUUGCGUAUUUCGACGUGGUAUAUCCCUCGUUCAUCAGCCCACUGCGGCAUAUCCCUCGACCAAAGUGGUGGCGGGCCCGAAUAAUUUACCGGCGAUUCACAAAGACGCAAGGGGAAGCUCUCUCCGACCUGUUUUACGACACUCCGAACAAUGGCAUUUUGGCCGUCCGAGAACUCACAACUACUCGCCUGCUGGUGACGGCCCCGUCUCUACUGGCAGAUCUACUGGUGCAUCGAUCAUAUGACUUCACAAAGGCUGAGAACACCCGCAACUUCCUCCGCGAGAUCUGGGAAACGGGCUCGUCGUCGUUGAGGGAGACCAACACAAGUUUCUCCAAGGCUCUCCUAUGCACAGAUGAAAUCGAAUCGGCCGCCGGAUUGCAUGGCGGGAAUCCCGAAAUCACAACAGACAUGGCCGACUGGGCCAACAAGGUCACCCUCGACAUCAUCGGCAUCGCCGGUCUGGGCCGCGACUUCAACGUGCUCCAAAACGGACAUGACCAGAUCGCGGACGACUACGAGGCCAUCUUUGAGCCGAGCGUUGAGAAGAUCCUGUACAUCCUGCUGGCGGCGUGGUUCUCGUUCCCCAUGGUGCGAAUGCUGCCGUGGAAGAUGAACGACCUGUUCAGGUCGAGGACGACGUCUCUGCGGGCGACGUGCAAGCAGCUGAUUGAGUCUAAGAUGGAGGGUAUUCGGAAGCAGGAGCAGGACAACUUUGACAUCUUGUCGGUGCUGAUCCAGACUGACAAUUUCUCUGUUGAAGAGCAGUCUGAUCAACUGUUGACGUUCUUGGCAGCAGGACACGACACAACUGCGCCGGCACUGACUUGGUCGUGCUAUCUGCUGGCUGUUGAUCAAGCGCGACAAGAAACCCUUCGACGAGAGAUUCAAGCUGCUUUGGCAGGAGCACAGCUAGGUCCCGACAACGCCGAUAUUGGUAGCAUCUUGGAGCGCCUACCAUUCUUAAAUGCCGUCCUCAAUGAAACCCUGCGCCUGUAUCCCAGCGUCCCAGUCACCAUUCGCGUGGCCAUUCGCGACACCCGUCUCGGAGAGCAGUACAUCCCCCAGGGCACGGAGAUCCUCGUCUCCCCUUGGGUAAUAAACAGAUCCAAGCACGUCUGGGGAGCCAGCGCCGAAACAUUCAAGCCAGAGCGCUGGAUCGAGAACGGCCAGUCAGACAAGGCCAGUAGCAACUACGACUUCAUGACCUUCUUGCACGGUCCCCGGAGCUGCAUCGGGCAGAACUUUGCAAAGGCCGAGCUGAGGUGCCUGCUGGCGGCCAUGGCGCUCCGCUUCUCCUGGACACUGGACAUGGAUGAGGCGGAGGUGGUGCCUGCUGGUGCCAUAACGAUAAAGCCUGCCAAGGGUCUGCGGUUGCGGUUGAAGACGGUCCAAAACUGA